GUUUUACCGUCCAAUAUGGCCGCAAUGUUUUCUUUAGCAAGUUUAUUGAAUCCUUUGGCAAAGAUAAGCAGGAAUGAGCUUAUGACCCCGAUUUGAUUUGUUAUUUUUCACUGGCCAAAGACGCUAUAUGGUCCAAAGACUAUGAGCCAUGCCAGAUGCCAGUGAUCCUUUGUACUUUGAUGUUGAUAUAUACAAAGCACUCUUUAAUAACACUGGCCAAUAUUUCUUGAAGAUUGCAAUCCAGGGAUCUCCUGAAAAACAAAAUGAAGUCAAGCUUUACAUCAACCAGUCAAAGAAUGGUCUACACCAGUCACAGUAUGUUACUGAUGCCUGUUUUCAAGGUGACACAGGCGAACCAAUCAUGUUUCCUGAUUCAAAGAUAACCUUUUACAUACCACAAGGAUUUGUGGAACAGGAAGUAUUUCUUAUUGCAGAGGCUUAUGAACUCUCAGAAACUCAACAAAAAUGUGGAGAAGCUGCAUUCUUAGUAUAUCCUCACAGAAGCUCCCUUUUCCCAACCAAAGUGGCACCAGAAAACAGAGCAGAUGAAAAGCAUGUUUUGUAUAAUACUGAAAAGCAAUUAACUUUAACAACAGCAGAAAGUGGUCUUGGUGGGAUGUCAGUAAGUGUUGGUGUACUUUGGAUGAAAGCAGUCCUUAGAAAGGCAGAUCAGGAGGACUCACAGGAACAGAAUAUAGUUCCUACUUCUGCAGGCAAGUGUAAGCCUACACCUUAUUAUUUAGUCAACGAAUCUCCGUUGGGACCACUCAGCUCAAUUGUACACCCUCGUCAUCUGUGUGGCAGCUAUGUCGCCCGUGAGGGAUACUGUGAAGUUGCUGUACUUGUUCACGCUGCCAUUGGACUUCCAAGUAAAUCAGAUGGUCGCCCACCUCAACCCUAUGUCAUUGGGAAAUCAAAGAGGGAUCGUAGCAGAGGUCUUCCUUCACGUUCAAUUACACAUACCUCCAUUCAACCAACUCAUUUUCCAACCUGGGAUGAAGUAUUGCUGGUAGAAUUUCCACAAGAAGAUUUCAAGCAAGAAGAGGUACAUCUUUGUAUUGCUGACAGCCCUAGUAAAGAGCUAUUAGCUGAGUACAGAAUACCGGUAUCACAAUUGAAACCAUUUUAUCCUUACAACUUGGAAUUAGUUAAGUCAAACAAUAAUCUUGGCAAUAGCUCAAGAUUAUACGUGUCAUUUAUCCUGAAGUUCGACAGACUAUCUAAACCAGAUAAUAAUAGUGCGAAAAUCUAUGGAAUGGAGGUUUUGUUACGUGGUUUUGAGAGUCCCAUUUCCAAUCAAGUGGGACCGCUCAUUGCAGUGUCCAGAAUAGUACCUGACUGGGACGAAUACAGAGAAAAGAUGCUCACUAGUCACCCUUGUACAGCCAGUGUUACCAUGACGACAAUAGGUUUUCCAUCACCACACCCUACUUCAUUUUCAGUCGCCAGCUCUUCGCUUCUUUACGGUUCACCACAGGUUACAGUCUGUGGGGAACCUUUUCACCAGCCGUACUGGAACCAAAUGUUUUAUUUUCCUGGAGACAAAGAAUCGCUGUUUUCAAAAAAAGCUUCAAUGGUGAUUGAGUUUUAUACAGCUUCACAAGCAUUCAGUGAUUCUGGUUGGCAACUCACCAAUGCAGUGGGAUAUUGUAAUCGAAUACUUAAUCAGCCCUUGGCCUUCGCUCUUCAACAGCAAAAUGCGUCUAUGGGAUUAAGAUUAAACAAUCUUCCAAUACAGGGCUUCAUGAAGACGCCAACAGGAAGGAAAGCGUCGGCGGGUAUUGUUUUACGACUCCUGUCACAAGAGCGCCCAGACGGUCUGGCAUCGGCAUCACAAUUUUCUUCCCUUCCGGUUUUUAAUGAAAACCCAGAAAUGUUGGAUCCUGAAGAGCAUCUUGCAGAACAACCAAACAUGACAACAGAAAAGAAUCCAUACGGUCUUCCCCCUUUUGAURCUGUGCAACGCAUUCUGCCAUUAAGUAAGCCAAAAGAUUCAUCCGACCUACUGAUGUCACAGUCUUUCCAACAACCCCUUAAAAAUGACAGAGCCAAUUCCAAUGGAGAUCCUGUAGCAAUUCCUUUAGAGUUAAGAAGCACAAUGGAUUUAAGAACAUUGGCCUUACUAGAUUAUCRAAUGAAGGAAGUGGAUCGCUAUCGAACUGCAAUGAGGAAACUAGCAGCUGAUCUUCUACACUUAAAGCAAGAAAACGCUCGACUUGAGGAAGCAAACAGUCAGUAUCGGCGUGAUUUGAAUCAACAUGAUGAGAUCUCAAGAAUAAUGGUUGGAUCUAAUGACCUUGAUAACGUUACUCAUAGCGAGCUAAUACAAAAAUUUGUUAUGUUAAAGAAAAAACUGUCUGAUGAAUCAACGAAAAGACAAGAACUUCAAAAACGGACUCAAAAACUACAAAAUGACCUUAUAAAGAAAAAUGAAAAAGAGAAGGAGCUACUGAAACUACAAGCCGCUCAUGAAAGCCAGCAGGCGUUGUUACAAAAGAUUCAGAGUAAAGCUCAAAAAUAUAAAGCAACUCAAGACGCUUGCAAGAAACAAGAGAAGGUCAUUGUUGAAUUAGAGAAGUUACUGGCUAAUGGAAAAAACGAGAUGAACCUUUCAGAUAACAGAGAAAUAAAUGGAGUAUACAUUGAAGAGAAUGCACGACUUCAUCUUGAACUGGAGCAAUACAAAGAACGACAAAGUGCACAAAACACAAAGCAGCAGUUACUCAGAACUGCUUCUCCAGAUAUGGAAACCAUGCCAAGUUCUGAGAAAUUAGAACUAUAUCAAAAGCUAGAACGAUCUGAAGGAAGAAUACUGGGACUAGAGAAACAGUUGGCAGAAAAUGCGAGGAAAUGGGCUAAAGAGAAAACAAAAUUACAGGCAAAGCUUAACGAGAUGGUUUUAGAACAGCAAGCAGGAUUUCCUAGUCAUUUUGGUCAAGACGCUCGAUAUACACCUGAUGUUAACUUCAAUCCAAGUACCAACGUACUCUUCUCUGGGACAAGAAAGCCUUCGCCAAAGCUAAAUCCAUUAGAACGAAAGCGGCGUUAGUCACUGCAGUGUCCUGCCCAUCAUAUCGACAGGAACAUGUAACGUUGUUGCAUGAAAAAAAUAGGUCUUUGGUAUAAGACAGCAACACCACUAACUUACAAAAUUUUGAUUUUGUGCUGUGAAAAGAAAGAAAUAAUCAGGAAAUAUUUAUUCCCAA
Molecule: messenger RNA, 3206 nt
Organism: Actinia tenebrosa (Australian red waratah sea anemone)
Lineage: Eukaryota; Metazoa; Cnidaria; Anthozoa; Actiniaria; Actiniidae
Product: coiled-coil domain-containing protein 33
Cellular component (GO): peroxisome
Source: RefSeq, a predicted model, not a curated record